Messenger RNA from Maniola jurtina (meadow brown), 2361 nucleotides. RefSeq lists its product as uncharacterized. Bases 1 to 2361 code for a protein of 786 amino acids. NCBI's taxonomy places the organism in Eukaryota, Metazoa, Arthropoda, Insecta, Lepidoptera, Nymphalidae. Gene Ontology annotation, molecular function: olfactory receptor activity; odorant binding. Gene Ontology annotation, biological process: sensory perception of smell; detection of chemical stimulus involved in sensory perception of smell. The transcript is spliced from 10 exons. The record is from RefSeq and is a predicted model, not a curated record. Gene Ontology annotation, cellular component: plasma membrane.
AUGGCUACGCCAAAGUUGUCGCAUUGCUUUAAAUUAAAUUUCUUUUUUCUCAAAAUAUUAGGGAUUUGGCCAGGCAAGAAUUCGCACAGAUACUACAAAUACUAUGCAAUUUUUAUUCUCUGCCUUACUUUUUUCAGUUACAAUUCAUUAAUUGUUGCCAAUAUUUUUUUCACACCGAUGAUAAUUGAAGAAAUGAUCGUAGAAGUCGUCUUUUUGUUUACUCAAUUCACAGUAAUUGGGAAAGUUUUCAUGAUAUAUCUUAAGCGUAAGAAACUUUUAGCCGCUAUAGAUGUAUUAAAUUGCGAAUCUUUUAAAAGCAAAGAUGAGGAUAGCAAAGAAAUUAUCGAAAGACACAAUUUUAAGUACAAAAUGGGGCGGAAAAUAUAUAUGUCUAUAGGACAGAUCUCGUAUUUUGCGAAAGUGUUUAUGCCGAUCUUAAUGCAUUUGAUAUUCAAUUCGCCAUUGGAAUUGCCAAUAUGCAGAUACAAUUUCUUGGACAGUGGAAUUGUUCAACGUUAUUUUACAAUUUUGUUCAUUUACCAGUCAGUUGGAUUGUACUUCAAUAUGAUGUUCAACUUAACUAUUGAUUCGUUGAUCGCUGGAUUAUUAUAUAUGGCUAUAGUACAGGUUAAAGUGGUAAAACAUCAUUUAAAAAAAUUAAGAAUUCUUAAAAAGAAAAAUAGCUUAUCAGAGGAAGAUGAACAAUUCAUUUUACUCAAUAAAUAUUUGAAGUAUUAUGAAAUAAUCCUAAAUUACUGCGAUCUGGUUCAAGACAUCACGGGAAUGAUAAUGUUCAUUCAAUUUUCCUUCACAUCUGUUAUGAUUUGUAUUAUAUUAUGCAGAUUACUUCUGCCGUGGACAGUAGAUUUUUUCUUGUUUCUGAUUACUUAUCUGUGUGCGAUAAAUACAGAAAUAUUUGUUCCAUCCUGGCUUGGAACUGAGCUGAAUUACGAGAGUGCUGAACUAGUCUCUGCGGCUUACAGUAGUGAGUGGAUACCAAGAUCGGAGCGUUUCAAACGAAGCCUUAAACUUUUCAUGACGCGGGCGACCACUAGCAUCACGAUGACAGGCUCGAGGAUUUUCCCACUUAGCCUUGAUACUUAUAUUUCGAUUGUGAAACUUGCGUAUUCAUUCUUCACUCUCAUCCGGAAUUUUCAAGAUUCGCAAGAGAUUACGAGUAUGCGUCAGUUAGAGAGCUUAUCUAUAACCUUAUUUUGCUGGAAACUGCUCGGUAUAUGGCCUGGAGAAAACCCUAGUCGUUUAUACAGAUUCUAUACAAUAUUGUUCUUAUUUUCAACACUGAUAAUAUACGACACAGCACUUGCGGUAAACCUAUUUUAUACACCGAGAAAAAUCGAGAUUUUGCUUCAAGAAGUUACGUUCUUCUUCAACGUAAUGUCUAUCACCACGAAAGUUUUAAUGGUAAUCUUGUACAGAAAAAGAAUCGUAGAGCUUUUAAAAAUAUUAGACGAUGAAAUGUUUCACGGAAAAUGUGGUGCCACGCGUACUAUUUUGGCAGAAGGCACAAACUCUUAUAUUCGAUAUAGAAAUGUGCUUUUGGUAAUGGCUCACUUUGCAUACACUUUCAAUUCAAUUAUUCCAUUCAUUGCGUAUUUGAUCAUACCCGCUUACCAAACAAAAUUUCCUACUUCAAACUAUUAUUUUUUGGACGAAGAUACUAAAAAAUAUUACUUUUCCUUCAUAUAUGGAUAUCAAGCCUUUGGAAUUUACGGAUUAAUGAUGUUUGAUGUAACCGUUGAUACUUUCAUAAAUGGGUGUUUAUUCUUCACAAUAAGUCAAAUAAAAGCUUUAAAUUAUAAAUUGAGCAAUCUUGAACUAGACAAAAGUAUCAAAAAACUAUCAAAAAACUUAAAAGAACAUGCUCAAAUCAUGAAGCUUAAUGAGUGUUUGAGGCAUUACGACUGCAUACUAAAGUAUUGUGCCAAGUUACAGAAUAUAAUAAAUUUUAGUUUGUUUGUUCAAUAUGCAAUGGGAGCGAUGAUUAUUUGUGAACUAUCAUGUAGCCUACUGUUGCCAUUGACAUCAGAAGAAUACACGUUUUUGGUGACUUUUUUAUCAGCAAUGAUAAUGCAAAUCUUUGUGCCAAGUUGGCUUGGAACACAGAUUUCUUAUGAGAGUCAAGAGUUAGUGUUCGCGGCGUACAAUAGCGACUGGAUCCCCAGAACGGAGCCAUUUAAAAAGAGUAUCAAGAUUUUUGUAGAGCGCGCUAACACCCCCAUUGUGAUGGUUGGCUUGAAAAUGUUUCCACUAUCUCUUGAGAUGUUCACAUCAAUCAUGAAAACGGCUUACUCCUUCAUGACCCUUGUAAGAAGCGUGCAGGAUCGAGAGGAAUUACAAUAA